AUGAACCACUUCCUCUCAAGAACUUCGACCCGGACGAUCACCACCCGAGCCUCCAGCCACCUCAUCAAGUCCAAUAUGAUGCGCAUUGGGAUCGUCGGCGGUGGCCAGGCAGGCAUUAACUGCGCCCAGAACCUAGCCAAGACUCUGACCGAGGCGGACAACAUCGAGGUCGUUGUGCUCGAGAAGAGCGCUCACUUCUACCACACAUUGGGCGCAGCUCGCGCUUGCGUGGAUGCCGACUACGCCAAGAACAUGUUCACGUCCUCGGGCUUUGUCCGCAUGGAGCACGCGGUGGCCACGGGCAUCUCGGCUGACAAGAAGGAGGUCUCGUUCCACCCGAUCAGCGCCGAUGACAAGAAGAGCGGAAAGGCGGAGAAGCUGCAAUUUAACUACCUGGUGUUGGCCACCGGAAGCACGUACACGGUUCCGAUCAAGCAAGACCCGGAGGACUACACGCGCACAACCACGGAGGCCAAGCUGCAGGAGGUUCGCUCUGAAAUCGAGAAGGCCGGGAAGAUUUUGAUCGGCGGCGGCGGAGCUGUCGGCUUGUAG
Messenger RNA from Phytophthora sojae, 552 nucleotides. RefSeq lists its product as hypothetical. Gene Ontology annotation, molecular function: flavin adenine dinucleotide binding; electron-transferring-flavoprotein dehydrogenase activity. The transcript is spliced from 2 exons. Lineage: Eukaryota; Oomycota; Peronosporomycetes; Peronosporales; Peronosporaceae. Gene Ontology annotation, cellular component: cytoplasm. Bases 1 to 552 code for a protein of 183 amino acids. The record is from RefSeq and is a predicted model, not a curated record.